This is a messenger RNA of Cucurbitaria berberidis CBS 394.84, 1064 nucleotides long. RefSeq lists its product as uncharacterized. Lineage: Eukaryota; Fungi; Ascomycota; Dothideomycetes; Pleosporales; Cucurbitariaceae. The transcript has 3 exons. The coding region runs from base 75 to 1064 and encodes 329 amino acids. The record is from RefSeq and is a predicted model, not a curated record.
GAGGAGCUAAUAGAACUAGGCAAGACUUGGGCAAGGUUUUCUUCGCCAGAGGCGUUUUGUUCACUUCGUAUAGCAUGACGAAUGCACUAUCUACAAUGCGUUCACGUAUCCGACCAACUUCAGCUACCGUAAGGAACUCUUUAUCAAGAGCUAUGUCGUCUAUUGCUUCAGAACAUAUACUUCCCGGCCGCCAAUGGAACUACCGCAUCCUCAACGUCGUCAAAGGAGACAAUACGCACGCAUCCACCGUCUUCAAGGCCGAGGUUUUUCCACACAAGAAUGUCCACGGAGCCCCCCGCUGGGCUAUCAUCAAAGCAGCUUCGCCCGACGACGCAUAUUCUGGAUUGAGCCUGGACCGUGAAAUUUGGAGUUAUCGCCUUCCUGGUGUAUACUCGGCCGCGUGCUUCCGACAACUGUACGAUGUGAUCGACAAAAGCACCAUCGCUUUGGAAUGGCUAGACACCACUCUUGCAGAGGUGAAAUACCAACCAGAUAUGCGCACCUUCGUCCUCAUCAAGACGUUCCUGAACGCCGCCUUGGACAGUUGUGUCAUUCUAGCCGACCAAAAAUGUGUGAAUACAGUAUAUCCCGCCGGCGAUCGCAUAAAAGUCCAACCAUUCGCCAUGCGCGCCCCUGAAGUCUACCUCGGCAAGGCGUGCACUGAACCAUCGCAGGUCUGGGCAGUUGCCGCGAUGUUGGUUUGCUGGAUCAAGCCUAGUAUCCUGGGCGUGCAGGAUAGCCCUCAUUUCUUGCUCAAUGAGCCUUGGUGUAUCGCAAAGAUCAAGCGGCUCUUUCCUAGUUGGGAGAUCCCGACUGCUGACGAGGUUGAGGGCGAUAUUCUCAAAGCUACAGUCACCUGUUCCAGACGUAUAAGUCGACGAGAGGAGCCACCUAUGCAAGCAAUCUUGCCUUUCGCGGAGGAGAUGCAAAAGGUGGACAUGCCGCAGCAGUUAAGGGACCUUCUUGGUCUCAUGUUUGUAAUCAAUCCAGACAAAAGGCCCUCCGCCUCAUCUAUAUUGGCAUCGAGGGAGUUUCGGGGGUUUGAGGAGUUUGUGGAGGUAUAA